Molecule: messenger RNA, 1230 nt
Organism: Colletotrichum chrysophilum
Lineage: Eukaryota; Fungi; Ascomycota; Sordariomycetes; Glomerellales; Glomerellaceae
Exons: 8
Coding region: 1-1230 (409 amino acids)
Source: RefSeq, a predicted model, not a curated record
AUGGCUUCCUCUAGACUUGCUUCCGGCCUUGCCCUGCUCAACGGUCUUGGCCUUCUGUCGGGUGUUCGUGCGCAGUCGAACAGGACCUUGCCAGAGGCUGCCCAGAUCAUCGAUCAAAAGAGCUUCAACGUCCUGGAGGAGGUGCUUCCUCCUUCUGAGGCUAAUGCCACUACCACGUUCCUCUGGCCUGGUGUCACCCAGGAGUCUCUCAAGGCGAAGCCAUUCCACGUCUACGAUGAGGAAUUCUACGACAUUAUCGGCACCAACCCCUCGCUGACUCUGAUUGCCACCUCUGAAAAUGACCCCAACUUCCAUGAAGCUGUGACAUGGUAUCCUCCCACGGAAGAGGUGUUUUUCGUCCAGAACGCCGGCUCUCCCGAUGCUGGAACUGGUCUGAACAAGUCCUCCAUCGUUCAGAAGAUCUCCCUUGCGGAUGCCGAGGCUUUGAGAAACGGCACUCUCGGCACGGAGGAGGUUACAGUACAUGUUGUUCCUUCAAAUCCUCAGGUCAUCAACCCGAACGGCGGAACCAACUACAACGGCAACAUCAUCUUUGCCGGCGAGGGGCAAGGAGACCGCAUCCCCUCUGCUUUGUACCUCAUGAACCCUCUUGAGCCGUACAACACGACCUUGCUCGUCAACAACUUCUUUGGCAGACAGUUCAACUCCCUUAACGAUGUGGCCGUCAACCCCAAGAACAAGGACAUUUACUUCACCGACACCCUGUACGGUUACUACCAGUACUUCCGCCCUGAGCCUGGCAUGCGAAACCAGGUUUACCGCCUGAACCCUACUACUGGUGCUCUUACCGUUGUUGCCGAUGACUUCGUCCUACCCAACGGCCUCACGUUUUCUCCCGAGGGUGACUACGCCUACGUCACGGACACUGGUAUCAGCCGCGCUCUCUUCGGCAUGAACCUGACUCAGCCCGCAUCGAUUUACCGAUUCGAUGUCAAGGAGGACGGCACCUUCGAGAACCAGAAGACCUUCGCCUACGUCCACGCUCGUGUCCCCGAUGGCAUCCACACGGAUUCCAAGGGCAACGUCUACGCCGGAUGCAAUGACGGCGUGCACGUCUGGAACCCUUCUGGAAAGCUUCUUGGAAAGAUCUAUACCGGAAUCGUCGCUGCGAACUUCCAGUUUGCCGGCGAUGGUCGCAUGAUUAUCAUGGGCAAGACGAAUCUGUUCUACGCUACACUUGCGGCCUCGGGUGCCCCCCUGUAUUUCUAG